Triplophysa dalaica is the source of this 837-nucleotide messenger RNA. RefSeq names its product signal recognition particle 9 (gene srp9). The record is from RefSeq and is a predicted model, not a curated record. NCBI's taxonomy places the organism in Eukaryota, Metazoa, Chordata, Actinopteri, Cypriniformes, Nemacheilidae. Gene Ontology annotation, molecular function: 7S RNA binding. Gene Ontology annotation, cellular component: signal recognition particle, endoplasmic reticulum targeting. The transcript is spliced from 3 exons. Bases 140 to 400 code for a protein of 86 amino acids. Gene Ontology annotation, biological process: negative regulation of translational elongation; SRP-dependent cotranslational protein targeting to membrane.
CAAUCAGCGUAGGUUUUCUUUCGAUUAAUGGCGGACACUUAGGCCACCUGGAUUUAGCUUCAAACAGCUGUAUGUUGGUACUACGCGAAAGUUAUUUCGAUUUAUUAAACCAUUUAUUUUGUUUAGCAUUUCCUGAAAUAUGCCUUAUUUUCGGACAUGGGAUGAGUUUGCCCGGGCGGCUGAAAAGUUAUAUUUGACGGACCCGAUGAAGGUCAGAGUGGUACUAAAAUAUCGGCACUGCGACGGAAAUCUCUGUAUGAAAGUGACAGAUGAUGCUGUGUCUUUACAGUACAAGACCGACCAGGCCCAAGAUGUGAAGAAGAUUGAGAAACUGCAUGGGAAGUUAAUGAGAUUAAUGGUCUCCAAAGAAUCUCAUAGUGGAGCUAUGGAAACAGACUGAAUCGAUCCAUGGACAUUUAAAUGUUGAACAGUUGUUUUUGACACAAUCUGAAGGCUUAACGUUUUUAAGACUCGCAGAUCAACAAGUAAAAAGUGAAGUUUGGUUGAAGUUUAUUGACUGUUGACCCAAGAUGAGACACUUUGGAAAGAGCGGGCUCCAGGAACUUCCCACACGCUUAUGAUAUUUGUGUUGAUGAUGAGGUUGGAUCAAAAUGAAAUUGCUCUACAGUUGUUUUAGUAUUAUUUUAUUUGCAAUGCCUAUUAUUUCAUGUUUGGGGGAAAAAAAGUUUUGUUUGCAUUGAUAUCAUGGACUUACAUUUUUAAAGGAGACCUUUUAAUUUCUUCAAAGCAGAUUAUAAUGAAAACUCAACCUAAAGUUUGUAUGUCCAUGCAAGAUGUACAGUAACUCUAAAUAAAUGUUUUUUUCUUCAUAAAGUU